Messenger RNA from Dicrocoelium dendriticum, 1448 nucleotides. The record is from the annotation of a GenBank genome assembly. Lineage: Eukaryota; Metazoa; Platyhelminthes; Trematoda; Plagiorchiida; Dicrocoeliidae.
CUAGGCUAUAUUGGUACUGCAGGACGUUUGCCUGUGUCGCACUUGUGCAAUCAGUGGCUUCCAGUUUACUGAUCCACUGGGUAUUUCUGGUUACUAAAGUACUAGCAAUCCGAGGUGCUUUUACUUAGAACUACCAACGAUGGGUAGGACGUAUCUUCCUGUUGGAUAUCGCUCCAUCCAGUGGCUGUGCGUUUUCCUUCUGACCUUCCUCGGGAUAGCCUUCUUCCUCUUCGGCCACCGCCAUUCUUUCUCCGAUCAUGUGAUCCAAAUGGGACGACUAUUCCCCAGUCCGUUUGCCAACGAAAAUGGAUCCUAUCCCAUGGAGCCGAUUUUGCUAUCGGCUCACGCGGAUGCGAAACUUCUCAUCUACAAUCGGAUUCCAAAAACCGGCGGUACCUCUAUAGUCCACCUAGUGUAUCAACUAUACCAGGCUAACAAAGUCGCGGUCGCGUUUUUGAACAUCACACAUGAUCGCCACUCCCUCACCCUAUCCAACAGAUUGCUGCUAGUGAGAGAUUUAUCCGCUCGCGACUAUUCCAGGCCUCUACUGCUCCACGGGCAUUUUCGUUAUUUGAACUUUAAACAAUGCGGCUCCGUUGUACAGCCCUUAUACAUAAACAUGAUACGUGACCCACUGGAUAGGCUGGUGUCGUACUAUUAUUUCCUGCGGUUUGGUGACGAUUUCCGACCUUACCUUAUUCGGCGAAGAAUGUCCAACCUGGUACAACAGUCACAAUCAUUUGAUGAAUGUGUUGUCGCCAAGGGCUAUGAUUGUCAUCCCAACAAACUUUGGCUGCAAGUUCCAUUCUUUUGUGGUCACGCCGCGUAUUGUCAAGUGCCGGGCAGUCGCAUGGCAUUAGAAACUGCAAAACGACGAGUGACAGAAGACUAUGUUUUGGUCGGCAUUACUGAAGCCUUCGAUGACUUUGUUCUCUUGUUGGAAAAGAUAUUCCCACAGUUUUUCAAUGGUGCACUGACGCUACUUCGCGGUAGCAACGGGUGGCACAUGCGACGGACAAUAAACAAGUCACCAAUCAAUGAAUCUACUCGAUCAUAUUUCAAAUCGAACCCAGUUUGGCAAGUGGAACAAGAAUUCUACGAUUUCGUUCGGGAUGAGUUUUGGAGCAUGCGAAAUGCCCUUGUCCGUGGGUCACCUGUGGACACACAUACGAAUGGAACAGAGAGCCCACUUUCAUGGAGUAGGCAACAAUUGUUAUAUCAGCGAAUUAGACCGUCCGAGGGCGAGUGAAAACACAUGGGGAUACCUUUACUUCGGCAACCACGCCCUCUGUACUGAUUCUACACGUUUCACAUAUACACAACCACGUAAAUGGAUCGUGUAGCAUACAUGCACUUCCUUGCUCCACUGACUGCCCCGUGAACACGCUCCUCACUCCUGUACUUACUUUGCACCUCGGGCUUUCUACGAAAAUAAAUCCUUAACUACC